This is a messenger RNA of Nyctereutes procyonoides (raccoon dog), 1203 nucleotides long. It is a transcript of the gene PAX5, whose product is annotated as paired box 5. Gene Ontology annotation, biological process: anatomical structure development; regulation of transcription by RNA polymerase II. The record is from RefSeq and is a predicted model, not a curated record. Bases 28 to 1203 code for a protein of 391 amino acids. The transcript is spliced from 10 exons. Lineage: Eukaryota; Metazoa; Chordata; Mammalia; Carnivora; Canidae. Gene Ontology annotation, molecular function: RNA polymerase II cis-regulatory region sequence-specific DNA binding; DNA-binding transcription factor activity, RNA polymerase II-specific.
GUCCACUUCAAGUUCUGAAAAAUCAAAAUGGAUUUAGAGAAAAAUUACCCAACUCCUCGGAGCGGCAGGACAGGACAUGGAGGAGUGAAUCAGCUUGGGGGGGUUUUUGUGAAUGGACGGCCACUCCCGGAUGUAGUCCGCCAAAGGAUAGUGGAACUUGCUCAUCAAGGUGUCAGGCCCUGCGACAUCUCAAGGCAGCUUCGAGUCAGCCAUGGUUGUGUCAGCAAAAUUCUUGGCAGGUAUUAUGAGACGGGGAGCAUCAAGCCUGGGGUAAUUGGAGGAUCCAAACCAAAGGUCGCCACGCCCAAAGUGGUGGAAAAAAUCGCUGAGUAUAAACGCCAAAAUCCCACCAUGUUUGCCUGGGAGAUCAGGGACCGGCUGCUGGCGGAACGUGUGUGUGACAAUGACACGGUGCCCAGCGUCAGUUCCAUCAACAGGAUCAUCCGGACAAAAGUACAGCAACCACCGAACCAGCCGGUCCCAGCUUCCAGUCACAGCAUAGUGUCCACGGGCUCGGUGACGCAGGUGUCGUCGGUGAGCACGGACUCGGCCGGCUCCUCGUACUCCAUCAGCGGCAUCCUGGGCAUCACCUCCCCCAGCGCCGACACCAACAAGCGCAAGAGAGAUGAAGGUAUUCAGGAAUCUCCAGUGCCAAACGGUCACUCCCUGCCGGGCAGAGAUUUCCUCCGGAAGCAGAUGCGGGGAGACCUGUUCACGCAGCAGCAGCUGGAGGUGCUGGACCGCGUGUUUGAGAGGCAGCACUACUCGGACAUCUUCACCACCACAGAGCCCAUCAAGCCCGAGCAGACCACUGAGUAUUCAGCGAUGGCUUCGCUGGCUGGAGGGCUGGAUGACAUGAAGGCCAACCUGACCAGUCCCACCCCCGCCGACAUUGGGAGCAGCGUGCCUGGGCCGCAGUCCUAUCCCAUUGUGACAGGCCGUGACUUGGCGAGCACGACCCUCCCCGGGUACCCUCCGCACGUCCCCCCCGCCGGACAGGGCAGCUACUCAGCACCAACGCUGACAGGGAUGGUGCCUGGGAGCGAGUUCUCCGGGAGCCCCUACAGCCACCCUCAGUAUCCCUCGUACAACGACUCCUGGAGGUUCCCCAACCCGGGGCUGCUUGGCUCCCCGUACUAUUACAGCGCCGCGGCCCGAGGAGCUGCCCCGCCAGCAGCCGCCACUGCCUACGACCGGCACUGA